AUGUCGGCCUCUAUGCGUAACGCCAUUCAGAGGCGUCCUCACCGCGAGCGAGCCCAGCCCCACGAACGCCGCCACCUCGGUAUCCUAGAGAAGCACAAGGACUACUCCCUCCGCGCCAAAGACUACAACAAGAAGAAGGCCCACCUCAAAGCCCUCCGCCUCAAAGCCUCGGAGCGCAACGAAGAUGAAUUCUACUUUGGCAUGCACUCCCGCAAGGCCCGGCUCCGCCAUCGACGUGGCGUACGUGCGGACGGUGGCCAACGUGGUGCGGAAGGAGGUGACGGAGCUUCGGCGGAGGGUCGUGAUGGCGGGGGCAGUGCGGCGGCGGCCGACGGCGCCGUCUCCUCCGUGCCGACGAAAAUCAUAUUUGCCGAGGGCGUGGAAGAGCGGGAGGAGAUGCUGAGGGCCAAUGUCGGGACGGGCGCUCCCGCGCUGGACGAGGACGACCUUGGCGCGUUUGGCGAGGAUGACCGCGCGCUCGAGGAGAGUGACGAGGGCGGCGCGGGUCCUCAGGGGGCGAGAUUAGCAAGCAGGAGCCUCCGCAAGGUGGAAGCGUAUCUCGAGGUCCAGCAGGCCAAGAUGGCCAAGACGGCUACUUCGGGCGGAUCUACAAGGAAAGGCAAGAAGCUCAUGGUUCGCAAGAGGAAGAAGUAG
Messenger RNA from Parascedosporium putredinis, 654 nucleotides. The record is from the annotation of a GenBank genome assembly. NCBI's taxonomy places the organism in Eukaryota, Fungi, Ascomycota, Sordariomycetes, Microascales, Microascaceae.